Molecule: messenger RNA, 1469 nt
Organism: Corylus avellana
Lineage: Eukaryota; Viridiplantae; Streptophyta; Magnoliopsida; Fagales; Betulaceae
Product: putative UDP-rhamnose:rhamnosyltransferase 1
Molecular function (GO): UDP-glucosyltransferase activity
Source: RefSeq, a predicted model, not a curated record
AGCCAUGUUCCCAUGGCUAGCCUUUGGUCACAUGAUCCCCUCUUUAGAGCUCGGCAAGCUCAUAGCCCGAAAAGGUCACCGUAUUUCAUUCAUAUCAACCCCAAGAAAUAUUGAACGCCUCCCCAAGAUCCCACCAGAUUUAGUACCUUUGAUUACUUUCGUGAAGCUUCCCUUACCCCACGUAGAGAACUUGCCAGAAAACGCAGAAGCCACCAUGGACGUACCACACCACAUAAUCCCCUACCUUAAGAUAGCCCACGAUGGUCUCCAACAACCUUUGUCUCAUUUUUUAGAAACUUCGGCUCCUGAUUGGAUUAUUCACGACUUUGCCCCUCACUGGUUACCACCAAUUGCUUCCAGGCUAGGCAUCUCCCUGGCCUUCUUCAGUAUUUUCAACGCAUCAACGUGGUGUUUCCUUAAACGAAUUACAACAGGGUCGAGGAGAAUGAAGCCAGAGGAUCUCACUGUCCCUCCCAAAUGGGUCCCGUUUCCAACCAAAAUAGCGUAUCGAUUCUUUGAGGCGAAGAAAAUUUUUGACAGCAUAUUUGAAGACAAUACUUCCGGUGUUUCAGAUUGGUUUCGUAUCGAGACGGUGACCUCAGCCACCGAGGCCUUUGCUAUUAAAACCAGCACGGAGGUGGAAGGUGAGUGGCUGAAGCUCCUUGGCGAGCUUUAUGAUAUACCUGUAAUUCCGGUGGGCUUAUUGCUUCCCUCGACGCCGCAAGAAAGUGGAGACAACAACAAAGAUAGCACAUGGGGUACGAUUGGUGAGUGGUUAGACAAGCAGCAGAAAGGAUCAGUAGUUUAUAUAGCACUCGGGAGUGAAAUUCAACCAAGUCAACAGGAUUUCACAGAGCUGGCUCUUGGACUGGAGCAAUCGGGGUUGCCCUUCUUUUGGGCUCUAAGAAAGCGGAUUGAGCUACCGGAAGGAUUCGAGGAGCGAACGAGAGGUCGUGGGGUUGUUUGGACGGGUUGGGCGCCUCAGUUGAAGAUAUUAGCUCACGACUCGGUUGGGGGUUUCCUGACUCACUGCGGUUGGAGUUCGGUGACGGAGGCGUUUCAAUUUGGACGCGCACUUAUUCUUUUGCCCUUCUUGGGUGACCAAGGAUUGAUAGCAAGGUUUUUGGAAGAGAGACAUGCAGGAGUUGAGGUGCCCAGAAAUGAGUACGACGGGUCGUUUAGCAGUGACUCGGUGGCCCUAACGCUGAGGUUGGUGAUGAAGGAUGAGGAGGGGAAGAUUUAUCGCGACAAGGCUAAGGAAAUGAGCACCGCAAUGGGAGGGAAGGAGCUCCAGUCCAAAUACAUUGACAAAUUUGUUGAGUUUCUUUGGAGCCACAGCCAUGUCGACAAGAGUACGUUGGGUUAAUCUUUUUUUCAAACUGUGUGACAAAAAAACAAAAACAAAAAAAGUUAUGUAAACAAUGCAAUAAUGUAAGUUGGCAUGAAUUUGCCUCUUUGUUGUUUUUUUA